This is a messenger RNA of Labrus bergylta (ballan wrasse), 6073 nucleotides long. NCBI's taxonomy places the organism in Eukaryota, Metazoa, Chordata, Actinopteri, Labriformes, Labridae. The record is from RefSeq and is a predicted model, not a curated record.
UCUCUCUCAACAGUGUGCCCGAGGGCCGUUGAAAGCCCCCUUGGGGGAGUUUUAUAAACACGCUCUGAACAAGAAGAAACUCCAAGAAUAUUGUUGUUGUUUUCACACAAUUUCUCUCUCACACACACACACACACACACACACACACAUACACAUACACAUACACUCACUUACACUGACGCGCACACACCCACACACACAUACAAGGACAUAAAGAGGAUGUUGGAGGUCCAAGAGGAGAGGCCAGCGGCGGCAGGUACAGCAGCGACACAUUUCAACAAGAAGGAGCGAGGGAAGAAAGAGCGAGAGGAGGCCAAGGACGGUCGGGGAAACCUCUCCAACAUCGGGAAUCCAGUUCCUGGCUCCAGGAACGUGCGCACAAAAGCUCCUCUCUCACACGCAGGCAGUCCUCACCAGCUCAUCACUCCCCCCUGUUCUGUAGUUCUGGGAGCCCCUUCAAUGCACUCCAAUAGGCUAAAGAACUCUCCGUCCACCAACACACAAAGCCCUAAACCCAAGACGGAGGCCAUGGUACGCUCACCUCCCGUUAUGUCCCCCUCCACUGCCACACAGAUGGACUCUAAAAUGCCCAAUCAGAGUAAACCAGGGAGCACUGGCAGCCAAUCACAGCCCUCACCCUGCGACGCCAAGACCCUGGGUGCCAAAGGGACUCAAAAUGUGGCGGGGGGCAUGGGGCUGAAGAACGGGCAGGGCCUGACCUCUGGCCAAAGCUCCAAGGUUAAAGUGAAAAGGGAGAGAAGCACCUCGGUGGAGUCGUUUGAACAGCCGGAGGGCGGCACACCCACUGGUGAGGAAAAAGACAGCAGCAGGGUGAAGAGGAUGUGCGUGGCAGAGAAGAGGCAGCCGUACAGUGGAGCUGACUGGUGCUCCGGGGGAGAGAGUGAUGAAGAUGACAAAGGAUUCUUCAACUGUAACUCCAGUGACCUAAAGCCCCAGGACUCUGUCACACAUUCUACCUCCAACACCGGACUCAGCCGCUCCUCAACACCCUCCCAUAAUGCACUGGGAGGCCAGGGCUCCACCACAGAACCCGCUGGUGGUCAGAAACCGGGCUCAAAACUUGUCUAUGUCUUCACAACUGAAAUGGCUAACAAGGCAGCUGAUGCGGUUUUAACUGGCCAUACAGAAAACAUCAUCGCCUUCCACAUGAAAAACAUCUCCAACAGCAAGGACAAAGCUCACCUCCUCCUGAACAAUGCAGCUAACGCCCUCCGAAAUGACUCCAAGCCUCCCCAGCAGCCCCCAUCCCAUGCCCAAGACCCGAGCCACCAGCCUGGGUCCAAGCAGUCCUUACCUGGCAUGGCAGAGGCGGCUCCAUCCCAGUCUUCAAACCAGGGGGGCCAGUCUGGUGUUCUUCCACAGGAGGGGCCGUCCUCUGCAGGCAUGGAGUCAAAAAAUCUUCCUGGCAGUAGCCCCAGUAACAAUAAUGCCCCGGUUGACCAGGCCCCUGUUACCCAACCUGAGGCAGGCCUCAACCCUCCAACAGCAGCUGAAGGAGGGCAGGGAGGAGGUUCUGGUGGUGCAGGUCUGACACCACAGCAGCAGCAACAGCAGCAGCAGCUGGCCCAGGAGCUGUUAAACAUGGAGGCAAACACAGAGGGUCUUUCUCAAGAACAGUUGGAGCAUCGCCAGCGCUCUCUGCAGACCUUGCGAGAUAUUCAGCGCAUGCUCUUUCCUGAUGAUCGUGAUGCCCCACAACCUGGACCCCCCCAGUCUCAUGGUGGACCCCAUGACGGAGGCCCUGAUGGUGCACCCCGAAGAUCAGAGCAGGGCCCUUUACAAGCUAUGAUGGCGCAGUCUCAGAGCCUCGGACCACCCGGUGGGCCAGGACCACGUCCACAAGGUCCACCAUUCGGCCCACCCCAUGGUCCAAGGGACAUGCCCCCGUUUCCACAAGAUGAAAUGGGCGCACACAUGGGGGGUCCAGGAGGCUGUGGAGAUGGAGAUCAAAUGACCCCGGAGCAGGUAGCGUGGUUGAAGCUGCAGCAGGAGUUUUAUGAAGAGAAGAGGAAGAAACAAGAACUGCAACACCGGCCUCUUCCCCCGGACAUGAUGAUGCACCCCCAUGGUCCACGUGGUAUGAUGCGAGGCCCCCCUCCUCCAUACCAGAUGGGCCCAGGGGAGAUGUGGGGAGGGCCAGGUGGCCCACCAGAGCCCUACCAGGAGCGCAUGGGUAUGGGCCCUGGCCCGGGUCCUGGCCCCGGCCCCGGCCCCAGGGGAAUGCCCCCACAUAUGCAGCGGAUGCCUGGCUUUUCUGGUAUGAUGAAUCCUGAAAUGGAGGGGCCUCCGAGGCCCGGCAUGGGCUGGCCUGAGGACAUGCCACCCAGGAUGGGCGAUGCACGAGGCUUCCCAGGAGGACCUGGGGGCAUGUUUGCUGGUCCUGGUGGGCGAGGUGAGCGUUUCCCAAAUCCUCAAUCUGUGCAAGAAGCAAUGUUUCACCAAGGUAUGGGAGGAGAGAAGGGCCUCCCUCCAGGGAUGAUGAUGGACAUGCAGAGGAUGAUGGGUCACCAAAGAGGAGGAAUGGAACCUGGCAAUGGCAUGGGCAUGUUUCCCAGAAUGCCUGGAGAUGGUCCUAUGAGUCCCUCCUCUAGGCUCCAGGGAAUUGGGGGCAGGGAAAUGGGACCGGAGUUUGGCAUGGGGCCUGGACCUGGCCCUCAUAUGCACCCUUCCAAACUACGCGAUGUCCCCAUGAACAUGAGUCCCGAUGAGAUGAUGAGAAUGCGAGGAGGUGGAGGACCACCGAUGGAGAACAUGGGUCCUCAGGGAAGACCCAUGCAGGGUCCUCCCUUCCCUGAGCAGACACAGCCUGGAGACUUUCCAAUGGGGCCUGGGCGGCCCUUUCCAGGGGGUCCUGGAGGAAUGAGGGGUCCACAUGCAGACCCAUCCUUUGGUCCAGAGCACAGAUCUACACCAACAGGCGGUAAUGGCCGUAUGAACCAUCUUCCCUCUGCUGGUGGACCUCCACAAGGUCAGAGAGGCCGAAAACCAGCAGAUUUGAAUGUCCAAGCAGGAGGGGGGAACUCCCCCAGUGUCAACCCGCUCAAAUCACCUCCUCUGAGGCAAGUGCAGUCCCCCAUGAUGGGUUCUCCGUCUGGAAACCUGAAAUCCCCUCAGACACCGUCCCAGCUGGCUGGCAUGCUCACUGGUCCCACAGGUCCCAAUGCCCCUCCGGCUCCUCCAUCUUCAGCACCCAUGAAGUCCCCCCACUCCAUGAUGGGUUCAGCUGGUGCUUCUCCGGUUCACAUGAGGUCUCCUUCUCUUCCUAACCCCUCUCCGGGAUGGGCUUCCUCUCCAAAACCACCAAUGCAGAGUCCUGGAGUUCCACCUCAGGGUGGCAAGCCACCCCUCAGUAUCACUUCACCAAACAUGAUGGGGGGCAUGGAGCAAGGUGGUAAUGGUCCUCCCUCGGUCCCUCCUUCAUCAGGGGCUCCAUCUGGCUCCAUGUCCCACCCAGGCAAUGUCCCGUCUGGCAGUCCGUACACCAUCCCCCCCGAGCCGACUCUUUCUCAGAAUCCUCUCUCCAUCAUGAUGUCACGCAUGUCCAAAUUUGCAAUGCCCAGCUCCACCCCACUUUACCAUGAUGCCAUAAAGACUGUCGCCAGCUCUGAUGAUGACUCGCCCCCGGCCCGCUCCCCAAACUUGCCAUCAGUGAACAACAAUGGUAUGGCAAUGAACCACCAAGGCAAUCCUCGUAUGAUGGGACCUGGAAACCCCGGACCCAUGUCUGCACUCAGCCCCCUGGGGAUGAAUCCAAUGGGAUCCCAGCCCCUCUCUCACGGUAUGCCCCCUCAGAUGCCCUCUCCAAAUGCCCCAAACAUGGGCCCAGGCAUGAUGCCUCAUGGCAUGAUGAUACCACCAAAUCCUCAAGACCCCGUUAUGGGAAACCCACAAAUGAUGCCCCAGGGACGCAUGGGUUAUCCUCAUCGAGGCCAAGCAUACCCCCUCACCCAGUCCCCCUCCCAGCAAGGACCUUUCUCCCCGCACAAUGGUCCCGGUCCCCAAGGCUUCCCUGGACAUCCGAUGGGCUUCCAGGGAGAGGGAGGGCCUUUGGGCGGAAGGAUGGGGAACAUGCCUCACGGGGGUGGGGGUGAUGGUGGUAUGUGCAAGCCCAACACUCCUGGAGGGCCAGAGUUCAACAACAUGCAAGGUGGAUUCAGCGAUGCAGACCUUCACGAGGUGAUGCGACCGGGAGCGUCGGGCAUUCCUGAGUUUGAUCUGUCCAGGAUAAUCCCGUCAGAGAAGCCCAGCCAGACUCUGUCGUAUUUCCCUCGAGGUGGAGGAGACAACCCCGGGGGGAAACCACCACACCCCUCUGGCUUCCCCAUGCAGGGCAUGAUGGGAGACGGUCCACCGAGGAUGGGAAUGUCCAUGCAGGGGAUGGGGGGGAUGCCAGGGGGCCCUGGUGGGGUAAUGGGUCCCCAAGACAUGCCAAUGGGCAACCCUGGUCACAACUCUAUGCGGCCACCGGGAUUUAUGGGCCAAGGCAUGAUGGGACCCCAGCACCGGAUGAUGUCUCCUGGGGGACCAGGAGGUAUGAUGCAGGGGAGACAAAUGGCCCACCCAGGACCUGGUGGCUCACCUAACAUGAUGAUGUCACUUCAAGGCAUGGGUGGCCCCCCUCAGCAGACAAUGAUGAUGGGGGGUCAGAUGAGGCCGCGUGACAUGGACAUGGGGUUCAGUCCAGGCCCUGGAAUGUUCUGAUUCAACAGAAACCUUGUAUCUAGAAUGUCAUUGGACAGUACAUAGGAGGGAGCAAAGGUGUCAUUUUGUGGAGAACUCUGACGGACUUAAACAAAGGAAGUAUAAUAGUAGAGGAGGAUUUACCCAGAUAUGAACAAAAUGGAGCAUACCAGUCACAAAUAGUAAUGUCCUGUGGGAACUCUUCCAGUGGAGACUCGGGGACAAGCCCAGAUUGGAGUACUUUUGCCACAAGAACAUUGAAUUUUUGACUCAUGAACUUCAGAAUGUAUGAGAUUUGUUGUGCAUCAUUUUUCGCAAAAAAAAAAAAACUGUUCUUGUGUUUUUUUUGAUUAUCUUGACUAUAAAGACGACUUCAACAUCAAAGAGGAAUACAACCUAACAAGUCAGCGUGGAGAUGCUUCAGUAUAUGUCUACUUUUUUCAAAUUAAAACAAAAAAAUCAAAAAAACAAAAUUUGUCACAAAAGUGGUGUGGAACAAGAGAAAGGAAUAAGAAGAAUUUGUGCUUUGUGAAGACUUUAGUGGAACUCCAUUUUGUCUCUCGCUCCAUUGUUUUUGACUGUUUCUGUACAGUAUAUACGUGUGAGAGUGCGUGUGUGUGCUCGACAGACCGUAUGUUUGUGUGGUAUGUAUGUAUGUGUCUGUCUGUAUAGGCAUUCUAUCAGUGACCUCUCAACUCCUCGUACCCAACUUUCAUUGGGGGAGGAACGCCCCCUAAAAAUACUGUACUGUUUACCAUUGGUGGGCUAUUCGAAUUUUAGUCUAUUUUAAUUUCCUUUGUAACUCCAGUGUAUAACAAACCAAACUAUGACCUCAUUAAGAUAAUAGUAUUAUUAAAAAAAGCACAAACAUGGACCGUCUGCAGAGAGCGUCUUCUUUCUCUAUUUUUACCAUUUGAGAGCAACACAUUGUGAGGAUCCGUCUUUCAGGACUCGACUUUGGCCCAGCGUGAUUAAUACUGCUAAUACCCAGAUGUGCUAUGUGUGUUCUUCUUGUUCCUGUUGUGUACCCUGUUUUGUUUUGACUCUUGUUGACUCUGGGUAAUAAUCAUUCCCACAGCAAUAAUCCCCCCCAAAAAGGUCAGCAAAAUGCGACAGGAGUGGCACAGCAGGUAUGCCAGGUAUUAUAGAACUAGAGCUAGGUAGAUCGGGUAAAAAUUUUUAGUAAGACAGGUGUGGUGUCCAAAGAGAGACACGUAAAAUGUAAACACGUACUGCUUACCAUCCAGUUGACUUCCUCUCUUUCUCUAUUGUAUAAGCUUGUCAUGUGUUUCUCCAUUGGCUUUGGUGCAAAAAUAGCCUGCCAGGGCUGUGGUGAUGGACUACAAAUAAAAAGAUAUUGUUUUGGUAUAUA